CAAAAUUUCAACUGCCCGUCUUCACUGCACGUCUUUUUAUCAUGGUGGCCAAGGCUUUUCAGGUCGGGAUUAUUGCCGGCAGUCAGCGGCCGAUCCAAGUCGGCAGUCAAAUCACAGAUUGGGUCCAGGGAAUCAUCGAGAGGCAUCUGGGCAACAACAGCAACAUCGGAUUGCGCCGCAUUAAUGUCAAAGACGUCAACUGCUCUGUAUAUGACGAACCUUAUCCACCAAUUCAGAUCACCAGUUCCGACCAGUACACAAAAGACACCACGAAGGCUUGGUCAAGGAUUGUUGCCCCUCUGGACGCAUUCGUUAUUGUUACACCUGAGUACAACCUCAACGUUCCGGCCGGCCUGAAAAAUGCAAUUGACCUACUCUACUUUGAAUGGACCAAAAAGCCGUUUUUUAUCGUUAGUUAUGGAGGCGUGGGCGGAACAUUUUCCUACGAAAACUUGAAGCGGUCCUUAAGCCUCGCUAUCAAGGCUCGUGUCGUGGAGAACGGGGUAAACCUGGCUUUUGGUCCAGCCGAGAAUGGGAUUGCCCCGAAGGCAUUGACAGGGCAGGACUUAGGCUUGUCUCUGACUGCAGAUAACACGUUGUGGGUGGAUAAGAGGGAUGACAUAAAGAAGGGUUGGGAAGAGUUAGUCAGCUUGUUGAACACAAAGCCAACGGAAUAGCCGAGUCAAUGCCGUGCCGGACAAUCUUUACAAUCAUUACAUUCUUUGCACUCGUU
Fusarium oxysporum Fo47 is the source of this 733-nucleotide messenger RNA. Its product is annotated as flavo protein-like protein. Gene Ontology annotation, cellular component: cytosol. The record is from RefSeq and is a predicted model, not a curated record. Lineage: Eukaryota; Fungi; Ascomycota; Sordariomycetes; Hypocreales; Nectriaceae. The transcript has a single exon. Gene Ontology annotation, molecular function: oxidoreductase activity; FMN binding. The coding region runs from base 42 to 677 and encodes 211 amino acids.